UUCCUCACUCUAUCUCGUAGCCUUUGAUUUGGUCGAUAAAAAUGUGAACUUUCUCUUCUGCGCAAAUACACCGUAGCCAUUGCCACCUCCAUUCUUUGCGGCCGCGAGUGCCCUUUUCCCGCCAUGGAAGCUUCACCAGGUUUCUCUCAACCUCCACCGUCGCCCAAGUUCCAACCCGACACCGAGAAAAUCAAGCGCAGGCUCCUAAACCAUGGAGUUUUCCCCACACCCAGAAUCGUCCACAACAUCCGCAAGAAAGCCAUCCAGAAGCACAACCGCAGGCAAGUCCGCCUCGCCAACUCGGCCCCGAGCCCGCCCCUUUCCGAGACCCAGAAACGAGCGCUGACCGAGGAGGCCGAGGAGGAGGAUUUCCGGAGUUUGAGGCGAGAGUACAGAGAAUUCAACAAGGCCGUGAGGGCGAGGAGCGAGGAGGGCGGUGGAGGGUUGAUGGUGGGUGUGCCUUGGGAGAGGAUAGAGAGGGUCAGGUUGAGGGAGAUUGCCGGCGGGAGUGAAGGGUCCGGCGGGAAUAAGCUCAAGAAGGAGAGUUUGAGGGAGCUGGGUGAAAUGUUUGAGGAGAGGAGUAGGGAGGAGUUGCGGUGGGUUUUGGACGAUGACAUGGAGUUGGAGGGGAUUGGGUUGGAGAGUGAAAGGUUCCAGUGGGACCCAAUGAAGAGGAGGACGAGGACUGAGGAUGAGACUAUUGCUUUUCUUGUCAAAAGGUUAGGUGCCAAGGAGAUCGAAUGGAAGGAUUGGAAGUUCUCGAGGAUGAUGAAGCUAUCGGGAUUGCAGUUCAUGGAAAAGCAGUUGCUCAAGAUUUUGCGUGGGCUAGGAAAUGGUGGGCAUUGGAAACAGGCAAUAGGGGUUGUUGAAUGGGUGUAUCAUGAUAAAGAACGAAGACGUUGGAGGAGCAGAUUUGUCUACACAAAACUGCUGGCAGUUCUUGGAAAUGCAAGGAGGCCCCAGGAAGCUCUCCAUUUCUUCAAUCUGAUGCGUGAAGAUAUUCAUCUAUAUCCAGAUAUGGCUGCAUACCACAGCAUUGCUGUAACCCUUGGCCAAAGUGGUCUUGUGAGAGAAUUGCUGAACAUUGUUGAGUUAAUGAGACAGAAGCCUUCGAAGAUAAUAAAAAAUGGGCGCCGGAAGAACUGGGAUCCAGUCCUUGAACCUGAUUUAGUUGUGUAUAAUGCUGUGCUGAAUGCCUGUGUUCCGUCUCACCAGUGGAAGGGUGUUUCCUGGGUGUUUGAGCAGUUAAGAAAGAGUGGAUUGAAGCCCAAUGGAGCAACAUAUGGACUGGCAAUGGAGGUAAUGCUUCAAUGUGGAAAGUAUGACCUUGUCCAUGAUUUGUUCCGGAAAAUGAAGAGAAGCGGGGAAGCCCUUAGUGCUAUUACUUACAAAGUCCUUGUCAGAACCUUUUGGGAGGAGGGUAAAAUUGAUGAAGCUGUAAAAGCUGUCAGAGAGAUGGAAUGGAGGGGAGUGGUCGGAAAGGCUGGUGUAUAUUACGAAUUGGCGUGCUGCCUCUGUAACAGUGGAAGAUGGAAAGAAGCUAUAUUGGAGGUUGAGAAGCUGAGGAAGCUUCCAGAUGCUAAACCGAUAGAAAUAGCCUUCACUGGGAUGAUAACAUCUGCAAUGGAAGGUGGACAUAUUAGUGAUUGCCCGUCCAUUUUUAAUCAGAUGAGAGGCCUUUGUGCUCCUAAUAUAGGGACCAUAAACAUCAUGCUAAAGGUUUUUGGCAAACAUGAUAUGUUUUCUAAUGCUAAAGAAUUGUUUGAGGAAGUUAAGGGAACCAGAUAUAUUUCCACUAAGUGCCAGGAUGGUGGCAACACAUUGGUUCCAGACGAGUACACAUUUGGCUCAAUGCUUGAGGCAUCCACUAGUGCUCUUCAGUGGGAAUAUUUUGAAUAUGUUUACAAGGAAAUGUCACUCUCAGGGUAUCACCUAGACCAAAACAAGCACGCUUCACUGCUUGUGGCAGCAUCUAGAGCUGGCAAGGGCCAUCUACUUGAGCAUGCAUUUGAUGCAAUUCUAGAAAGUGGUGAAGUGCCUCCCCCAUUAUUCUUUGUUGAGAUGGUUUUCCAAGCUGCAAUUCAACAUCAGUAUGAAAGAGCGGUCACCAUCAUUGCUGCUAUGACUCAUGCAUCCUUUCAGCUUAGUGAAAGGCAAUGGAUGGACCAUUUUGUGGAAAAUGCAGACAGGAGGAAAAAUUGUUUGCAGGACCUUCUGAGUGCUCUCCAAGAAAGCAAUGUAACAACAGAAGGCACUUUCACCAACUUGUUGAGAUCACUGCGUUCUCUCUGUGAAUCUGCAUCUGCCGUAUCAAGAGAUAUCUCAGAUUUGGGCGUUUCUCUGCCAGGACCAAGAACUGAAUAUCUUUCAGGGGGUCAUGAGGAACUGGAAACUGAACAGACAAAUUGGCUAAAGGUUUCUGCAAAUCUUGCCUCUUCUAUGCUUAACUCUUCUAGCCAAACCAGCUGCGACAUGGUAGGAGAUGAGACUCAGGGAGAGAUUAUGCAUAGGUCUCGGAGUACCUCAUGUUGUGAAGAGGGAAGAAAUGACCUUGACAGCAAUGCGUUAGCAAAUGACAUGGCGAACGGUGAAUCCGCUAGCUUGGACAGUGUUCUCUCGAGCUUCAAUUUGGAUGGGAGCUUAAAAGAAUUUGACGAAAAUGAACCUGACUUGCCACCCGAUGGAACUGAGGAUUCUGAACCAAUCUUUUGCCAACAGCGCAUGAGAUUCUGAAAACGUGGAAACUAAGCAGACAAAAAGAUGGUAUAUACUUCCCUUUUCAACUUGGCAAAAAACAGGCGCAUGCUGCUUCAAACCCUGGUGAUUGCCAAAGCACAGACAUGUGAUGUUCGUUUACCGUAGUGGCAGAAGCAUGUGAAGUCCCUUGUAAAUCAUAUGGUAUUACUAUAAGGUAUACAAGUCAUUGUUUCACAUGAA
This is a messenger RNA of Eucalyptus grandis, 2937 nucleotides long. RefSeq names its product pentatricopeptide repeat-containing protein At5g67570, chloroplastic. Gene Ontology annotation, molecular function: protein binding. Gene Ontology annotation, cellular component: chloroplast. The record is from RefSeq and is a predicted model, not a curated record. Gene Ontology annotation, biological process: chloroplast organization. NCBI's taxonomy places the organism in Eukaryota, Viridiplantae, Streptophyta, Magnoliopsida, Myrtales, Myrtaceae.